AUGCUCAACCCUGUAUCGAAUCAUGAAGUAGGUCUGGGUGGCAGUAGUAGCGGCAGUAGUGUAGCUCGAAGUCUUUCAGGAUCUUGGCGGGUCCUCGCUGAGACUCUGGGGACGAAACUUCGCGAGUUCCACGAUGACCUUGAGAGGAAAGAUUCCAUCGAAUUCAGUCAAGAUUGUCGGGUGCGCUUUUUACGAUUUGCUCGCGCACGCGCACAACCGUUCCUUAAACUACACGCGGCCUUGAAUGACGUUUUGGCAGAGGUCACAUAUCACUGUCCCAAUCUUUACGGACCCGAAGCAGAAGUUGUGCUGAUUCGCGCACUCCGCUCGCUCGCUGAGCUCGAUUAUGCCUGUUUUGGAGAUUUUUUCGUACGCCUUUAUGACGACGCAACAUCUUUACUUCAGCGCUGGAACACCUUUGGCGAGACGGAGCUACGUCAAGGUAUCAUGAAGAGGAAAAACUUACUUAUACUCAUACUUUCAAACUAGGCUGGUUCUAGGUGGGAAAGUGCCUUCUUUUUUGAGUAUGAGUACGCUUUUUCCUUUCAUACGAGGCGCCCACCCUUUGAUCGAGGAAGUGUUUGGGCGCGACGCAUGUCGGGGAGACGAAAUUGUGAAACUGCGUCUCUGGUUAGACGAAAAGUGUCGAAAUAAUCCUUUCAAUGCCACAACAAGUUCUCCUUGUGAUGGAAGAAGAAUAUCAAGUUGUAGAAGGAAAACUUCUCUGGCGGGUAUAAGACAGUUGCUUCCACCCAGUCUAGUCUUGCGGAAAUAUGAAAGAGCAACCCUAAAGGAAGCCUCACGAGUCGCCGGCGUGCAGGGGAAGUGCUUGAUGGAGAGUUUGAUGCACCCUACGCGUGGUCCACUACGAAUCGUGCUUCGCGCUUUACAACUCGUGGCGCUUUGCCAGCAAAAGGAUGCAGCAGAGGCGCUUAUUUCAGCGAUCAAAGGCUCCAGUCAUGGCAAUUACGGCUGAUUUCAAUUUCGAACUGUUCACGGCCAAUUGAUUUGUGUAUUUGCUUGCUUUCACCGUCACCCAUGGCAGCUACUCAAAGUGUCACUGCCAGUUCUCUGUAACAAGAAAAUAGCUUGUUGUUCAUCUAGAUUUACUAGAGCAAAGAGAGCAUUGAAGAUUAGGUAUGUUAAAUUUUCACACCUCUAAAGACAUACAGACGCUGUGUCAUCAUUAUGAUCUACUGCCAAACUGCAGAAGGUCUUAUCGCAGAUUGCAAAUGACAUGCCACAAGUGUCAAAACCGAAGUUCUCCU
This is a messenger RNA of Amoebophrya sp. A25, 1268 nucleotides long. The record is from the annotation of a GenBank genome assembly. NCBI's taxonomy places the organism in Eukaryota, Dinophyceae, Syndiniales, Amoebophryaceae.